CUAAAUGAACAAAGAUUUUAAUGUAUGAAUGCUAUGCAAUUGAUAAAUAAAAGUAUUAUUUAUAUAAUAUGAUAUUACAAUAAAGUAUUUAAAAUUCAAAUGAAAAUGUUAGUUUGAAAAAAGCAUUUAAAAUUCAAUUCAAAUUUGCCACUAACUACCUUUUAGUGUUGUGUAUGGUGUGAUUCAGGCUUACAAUUUCUCUCUCACGCACUAUGUACAGUGAUUACUCUCUGUAAUGAGCGGCCAGAUAAUAGUCACAAAACAUAGUAUGCUUACCCUCUAGCCUUAAUGAUUGAAAGAGUAUAUAAAUAAGUUUGUUCGCAAUAAAAGAGGAUAAACAAAUCAAGAAGGUUGAUAUUGGAGCUGGAGAUGAGAGUAGCCACUUUGUAUAUUUCGGUGCUAUUUUUAGCUUUUUCAGAAGCUAAAGUGUUGAGUUUAAUGAAAGAUGUUGUUGACAACUGGAAAUCGCAAAAAAAUGUUAGCGACUCCAACGUAGCUGAUAAUUCAUCUUCAGAAAAUUAUUUUGAUAUUCCUAACGAUGAUACAGACUUGAUUAACUUGAACCUGCCGAGAGAAGUUGUUGAAAAUAAAGAUUACAUGCUGGAAGAGGAAUUGAGUGCGAUAGCUGAAAAAAACAAAAGCACUUUACUUCUUGUCAAUGUGAUCUUCAGACAUGGAAAUAGAACAGCAGAAUCGAUGGAUGCAAUAUAUCCCAAUGAUCCCUACCAAUACAUAGAUUUCUAUCCUUUAGGACACGGACAACUAACCAAUGCUGGAAAAAGCAGAGAAUUUAACGUGGGCAAAAAUUUGAGACAAAGAUACAAUGAUUUUCUUGGAGACUUUUAUUACCCAGAAAUGAUAGACGCCCGUAGUACAGAUACCAAUAGAACAAAGAUGUCUUUACAAUUAGUAUUAGCAGGUUUAUUUCCUCCCGAUGAGAAUGAUGAAUUUGCCAAGCAAAUUGGAUAUUGGCAACCGGUUCCAUAUAACUAUUUACCUUCUAAUCAAGAUAGUUUACUUCUACCUUUGGCCUGUCCAAACUGGUUGAUAGAAACUAAUAACCUAAUGCAAACUGAACCGAUGAAAGAAUCAUUAAAAAAAUAUGAAAAAGUUUUUGAGUACCUCAAACAAAAAACUGGAGGAAAUAUUUCCACAUUUUUCGAUGUAUUUUUAUUGUAUUAUGGACUAAGAACCCAAAAAGAGUUUGGACUUCAAUUACCCGAAUGGACGAAACCAGUGUAUCCAGAAAUUUUGGAAGAAAUGGUCAUCCGCCAAUAUUACGUAUUUGUGGGUAAUUACCAAUUACGUAAAAUGUUCGCAGGAGCCUUACUAAAAAAAAUAAUACACGAUUCUCGAAAAAGACUUUUUGCCAAUGAUGGAAGACUAAGUAAAAAAAUUUAUCUUUACUCCGCUCAUGAAAACAACAUUGCAUCAAUACUCAUUUCUUUGGGUGUUUAUAAAAAUCAAAUUCCAGACUACGGUUCCCAUAUUAUCUUCGAGUUUCAUUUGGUGAAAGGUAUUCCGGGAUUUAAGAUAUUUUUCGAUAAUUGGACGGGAGAAGGACCAAAACUGCUCCAAAUUCCUGGUUGUGGUACUUUCUGUCCUUUACUCAAGUUCAUCCGUUUAAAUGAUAAGAUACUACCACGUGAUGACGAGAAUGCUUGCGGACAAUAAAAUUAGUAUUUCAUAUGUAUGAGUAUAUAAAUUGAAUAAAGUUCAUUAGUUUACUGCUCUACAAGAA
Molecule: messenger RNA, 1741 nt
Organism: Diorhabda carinulata
Lineage: Eukaryota; Metazoa; Arthropoda; Insecta; Coleoptera; Chrysomelidae
Product: venom acid phosphatase Acph-1-like
Exons: 4
Coding region: 370-1674 (434 amino acids)
Biological process (GO): dephosphorylation
Molecular function (GO): phosphatase activity
Source: RefSeq, a predicted model, not a curated record